AAAAUGGCUACUCGCCGAGGCGUCGGUCUCGGAGCAUUCGUAAAUCGCUCCCAGACCUCUCAGUCCUACGCCAACCAUGGCGCCAACCUCCGCUCCACCCACCUGACCUCCCUCCAAACCCAACUCUCCGUCUUCCAGUCCCUACUCCACACCUUUGCGCUCGAGCAUGGCGAGACUAUCAAAUCAAACCCAACUUUCCGCGCUGAAUUUGCGCGCAUGUGCCAUGCCAUCGGAGUUGACCCGCUUGCUGCAAGCAACGUGAAGGGUAAGGGCAAAAGGGGGCUUGUCUCUGGCUUGACUGAAGGCGGGGGCAGUUUCUGGACCCAGAUCUUGGGAGGAGAUGUGAACGAUUUCUACUUUGAAGUUGCUGGCAGAGUAGUGGAAUUAUGUAGGGAGACCAGAGCGGAGAACGGUGGAUUGAUUAGUGUUGAAGAAUGUCGAACUCGAGUUGCUCGAGGGAAAGCUAUCGGUGGUGGCCUAGAGGUUUCGGAAGAUGAUAUCCUACGUGCGGUGAAAUCCCUCGAACCUCUUGGUUCCGGCUUCUCAAUUAUCAAAGUGGGAAGCAAGCAGUUCAUCCGCUCUGUUCCUAAGGAGCUUAAUACGGAUCAAGCCACCGUGCUCGAAGUUAUUCAACUUCUCGGCUUCGUAACAGUUUCUAUGCUAGAACUCAAUCUCAACUGGGAGAAAGCACGCGCGCAGACUGUCAUUGACGAUCUGCUCGCUGAAGGUCUGGUAUGGGUCGAUGCUCAAUGCGAGGAAAAUGAAUAUUGGUCACCACAAAAUUUGCUCGAUGAUAAUCCAUGAAAGGUUAUGGGCCUCGGAAGGCCAUCGCACUCAGACGAUGACAACCUGAACCAUCGCGUACUUCGUGAGCUUCAAGCAAGAUGAAACACAUAGCCCACGGUUCCCGACACCGGGAUAGAUUUUGUGUGAACUCAAUGGCCGUUUGGGCAAUGAAAGCGCGGGCUUAAAAGCAAAUUGCUUUUAAAAAGGAAUGCGGUCGAAUUUGAGAGGCAUAUUGUACAAGAAGAAGAGGAUGGCUUGAUUCGGGUGACGAGGCGAACCAUGAGCCGAGAUUGCUCCAUGAGUGGCUGCCAUAUAUGGACAUGGCCGCUGUGCCUUUCAACGGAGUCAAUAGGCUCCAAGAUCACUCGGAGUACACAUUCCACGUUGGUCGUUCUAGUGGUUAUGCUUGUAGUCCAAGCAUAGUUUUAUGCGGCCGGUUGGACUGGCAAUGGUGACAUAGAAUAGUACCACAGAGGAUAAUGAUUGAGAUCAGUUGAACAUGAGGA
Molecule: messenger RNA, 1292 nt
Organism: Coccidioides immitis RS
Lineage: Eukaryota; Fungi; Ascomycota; Eurotiomycetes; Onygenales; Onygenaceae
Product: ELL complex subunit Eap30
Exons: 2
Coding region: 4-804 (266 amino acids)
Biological process (GO): protein transport to vacuole involved in ubiquitin-dependent protein catabolic process via the multivesicular body sorting pathway
Cellular component (GO): ESCRT II complex
Source: RefSeq, a predicted model, not a curated record